Messenger RNA from Porites lobata, 12224 nucleotides. The record is from the annotation of a GenBank genome assembly. NCBI's taxonomy places the organism in Eukaryota, Metazoa, Cnidaria, Anthozoa, Scleractinia, Poritidae.
UUUAGCAAACGGCGCUUCGCAACCCGUAGCGUUGUUCGCCGUGUUCUUCCCAACAAUACCUAGUCGACGCUAAUUUAUCAUCGACGAACAGUUGAUCGGUGAGCGGGGAAUCUAAAGAGUUUACCUGAGAAACAACGACCUAUUUUUCGGUAAGUAAAGCGCUUUUGGUUUAUUUACGGUGUUCUCGAACAGUCCUAGUGUAGUAAAUGAUCUAAUGUAACAAGCUAUAGAAAACCACCCCAUAAAUACUCUUUAACAAAGAGCCGUUAGUGUGCAUUAUUCAUCAUAAUUUCUCAUGCUCCGUCCUCCAAGAUUGUUUAUUUGGGACAAAAACUUGAUACUUCAGAACGUGAAAUGAAAAGAACUAAUAUUACAGUUUAAACAAAAUACAAUAAGCAAACACUGAAACGGAAAUAACGAAUUGUCAUCGGUCGCGCCUCUUGAAGGAAAUUGGCAUUUGCUGAAUCUCGUAUUCUGUAGAAGUGAAAUAGGUAUGGUUUCCACGGAUUGUUUCUAAUGUUUCUCUGUCAACCUAACCACUUAGUUCUUGAAGUCAUUAGGGUUCUUCUAAUGAUAUAUCACAGAAACACCAAAAAUAAAUAUAAUGUGAUAUGACACCCGUUCGACGCAAUCAGUUUUGAUAGGAUCAUAUUUUCCUAUCCAAGGUGUCGCUAUUUACUGGAAGUGACUGAUAAACUACCGGUAGUUUAUUACGACUAUAAAGCUUUAGUCUUGCACCGACGUAGUGUGUGUUUUGUGCCAUGUGCUGCCUUGGCCGCUCACAUAGUGACUGACAGACCAGUACCACGAUAGCAAAAGCCCCGAACCCCUGCUUCAUGUCUCUGCUAGUCAGCGUCUUAUCCGGAGGGACAGCUGUCCAUCUGAGUAGUUUUGUAAAUGAUACUUCUAAAAGCGUGGGGAAAAACAUGCACUUUUUUGUUUUUUGUUGGUUCCCGUUGUUUUCGUUUGGGUUAAACUUACUGUUGCAAGAGGUUGAGCCAAAUUCCGUCAGUCGUUAUUUUGUUAGUAGACUGCAAAAAAGUCCGUAUUUUUGCGUAUUCAAGUACACUGUACGCAAGAACAGCUCUUAAGCUGCUCUUACUCUCCUCUGAACCAAUUUUGAGAAAAAAACCCGACUGUUUUGCAGUCUAUUUUUCGUUAGUAUUAAUGUCUGUUGGCCAUAGGGAGAAUGGAUCAAUUUUGUUACGUCACUUACCCUGCGAGUAGAGGGCCUUACGGUCUUCCCUUGUAAGUCUAGGAAGAUCGAAGGUUCUCUGCUUGCAAGGUAAUUUCGACUAAAUGUAAUAAAGAUUAAAUUUAUCUCAGUUAAAGUUAAUUACUCUCAUGAGGUAGUCUUUCCUGAUCGUUUACUUCCCUAUAUUUUUUGUUGAAAAGCCUGUAAAACGCGCGUGCUUCUUUUGAUUUAAAAUCUGUUUAAACUGUACCGCCAGCAUUCGAUUUAGCGCGGGCGCCGAGCGCGAGAUCAAUUCUAGAUUGAUUCUUUAAUGUACUGAGCUGACAGUUAAAUAAAUCUUGGAGAUUGUACUGGUAAUCAGCUGCGGUAACUCAGUAUUAUUAUUUUUUUUCUUGGGCUUUUGGUCAUCGACCGCCCGCUGACCAUCCAGCCAGGAAACUCUGGUUAAGUACCAAAUGUUAUCGUCUAUGACAUUGAAUUAACGUUCUUUACACAGUUGUAGAAAAAACGAACUCAACCACGAUUGGUGGUACAUGCAUGACCUCGUGACUUUGCAUUGGUUAUAUCCCAUCAAUAAUAUCGGAAGGGACUAAUUAUAAUUUAGGACACCAACGUCAUUAGACAAUAAGGGCUUGUUCGAUUGUUCGAUUGACCGUUUUCCGUCUUCACUCAUUUAGACUUUCACUGCAUUGCAAUCUAGAAAUCUACUUAACCCUGCGACGUACAAAAGGGGGGGGGGGGGGUGGCAUCCACCCCCCCUCCGAAGUUCCUGGGGGUUUUUUCCUAAGACGAUAAAACAUCAGCACCUGACGUUUUCAGUGCCUGUUUGUUUAUCACACACGCGCAUUUUGAGACAAGUUUAGUGAUGAUCAGUUACUAUGGUUACGAAACAUGGCGUCAUAAAUAGCAGGCGAUCAAGCUAUUUUUGGGUGAAAAUGCAUGUUUUUUCAACUUCCUUCAACGAUACAAGUAAAGCUUGUGGGUAAAAUGAAGCAAAGUACUUAUGUGUUAUUUUACAUGUCAAGCACAAGAAAUUACCAAUUCUCAGCGUUUUUACCUGAUUUCUAAUUCUUGGUAAAAUCCAAGAUGAUGGCCAGGAUGGCGACAAUGUUUGUUGACGUCACAGGCCUCCAGAAGCACCAUCACCUGUAAAAUAUUCCUUAUCUUGUUUAGAAUAUCGAAGGUAAAAUCUUUUCGAUAUACUACAAAAUAUCAAAAACUGUAGGGAGGGGUUCCAUCUAAGCUUUGAUAGAUUGGGCUAAAAAAAGCAGCAUAAUUUGCUACUACGCAGUGCUCGUAUAUUUCUAAAAUUAUGCCAAUAUAUAUGCUAGUUUUUGCAAAUUACGGUCAUUUUACGCAAGCAGAAAUUAUGCGUCUACUUUUUAUAUCAAAUCUGGUAAAAAUACCUCGAAAACUAUGCAAGGAACAAAUAUAAAUGGCAAACAUAUUUACCCUAGUGACAGCCAGAAACUUUAAGAGUGCAUAAUUCAUUCUCUGAUAAAUAUAAAAAGCACACGGACUCCAUUAUGGGUAACCGAGCUAUGCGCAUGCGUUGAGUCCUGUGGAAAGGUCCUAGGUCACUUCUUGUUGAACCCAGGUCCCAUGAAUGCGACAAUAAGCAGAUAACACUUAUCUCGGGUCCAAAAAAUUUGUUGGAUGAUGAAUAAAUGACAAUUCUGUGCUGCUAAACUAGCCAAAAGUGCAAAUUAUGUUAGCAGUACUUUUUUUGGCGGGAAACAGGAAAAUUAUGCUGGUUAUGACGAGCUAUGCCAAAAAUUAUGCUAGCACAAUCUAUCAUAGCCUAGUUUCAUCAACCCCCCCCCACAACGGCAUUGCCCCACGGUGGGGGUAUGACUUUGCGUGUACGUCCGAGUAUAAUAUUCCGAUGUAUAUAGAGUUAAAAUGAUUGGCCAAAACCAUGGGUAGAAGUUAUUUGUAACCACAUGUUUGCGCAUUCUCAGACCUAUUCCGGGCUACGAUCACUCGAACGCGCCCUUGGUUGGAUUAUCCAGCUGGACUGAUAGAGUCGCCUUAGUUAGACCAAUAAUUGACAGAUAGAUAUUAAUUAAUGAAGUAUGGAUUAAAUUGAUUGACUCAGCGUCCCCGAUGCAGCGCCACAGUUUGUUUUGAAACUUAAUCCUUAUUCAUUUGUCUCAUAGGAAUCUACCAAUUAAAUUUUGCUCUGAGUUUCCAGCAUGGAGUCAACGGAAAUUCCCUUUAAGAAAAGGUAUGUAAGGAAAGCCAGUAGGAAUUAAAGACUGAAGUGAUAAUGGUCGUGUUCUCUGGCAAAUUGGCCAUUUUUUCCCUCCUUAAACUUUAUUAUCUCUCUGAUGAAAUAGACACGAUUAUGGUAACAUGAUUAAUUUCACGGGGAAAGGAUUGAUGAUAUUACGCUAAAACUCUUCCCAUUUAGCAUUGCGUCCCUGCUGCCGAAGGGUACCCUGGCAGGCAAUAAAAUUUAUUCAGUUUUUUAUUGGCCAAUGGCUUCAUUUAACUACAACUACCAAUGUCCGCACGACUAUUUUUAGGUCCAAACUGUAGAAGGAAACAUGAAUGUUUUCUGAUAGUUGUAUUUGUAUAGUAUUUUGAACUUAUGACUGAUCCUACCACCUCCAUCGUAGAGUGGUUACACGCCUCAAGGUCCAUUAAUACAGUACAUCGGCAAGGAACUUUGGCUGCUCAAGCUGGGGUUGUAAAGAAAGCUAGAGGGGUUGUACGGGGAGAAUUUUUGAUAGAAGAUAUCGUGUUUGCUGUCUUGACGGUGACCUUAGCCUGCGCCUGCGCCACAGGCUAAACGUAACCUCUACUUAAUUCCGUCUGCGAACCAACGCGGAAAUUUAUGUUCUUGGGCCCCAUGUGUUUGCCAUUUACUUGUUUGUUGCACAGUUAGUGAUAUAUUAUUUUUACCAAAUUUGAAGUAAAAAGUAGACGCAUAAUUUCUGCUUGUGUACCAGGAUUUGAGCGCGCGCCGUGAUUGGACUGUUAAAAAGACAUUGUCAAUUUACUAAUCAUUUUGAAGGGAAAUUCGGAAGGGCGCACUUCCGGCAAUUCGUUGAACCAGUUGGGGGUCCGGUUCCAGGAUCUCUCUGCUGCUUCGCAGACUUUACUGGCCUGGGUUACCGCUACGGUGAUCCAGGUUCGCUGCUUGAAUUGAAUCUCUUUCUUUUCCAUUUAUCCCUUAUUUGCAUUUACCCUUGGUGUUGGUUAAACUUCACUAAUGAACCUUUUUCUUCUGUAGAAAAAUUUCGUCAUCUUCCACUGCAGGUUUUGGUGAGUUUGAUUCUGUUAAGUCACGUGUCCCAUCGUGCUUAGCCUGCGACACAACCGCCUCUCAUCGCCCUCCGCCGCUGUGAUCUUUUCAGGAGAGAGAGCUUUUGGCCUAAUAAGAUCCAUUCUGAUGACAUACAAACCACAACCGUCUCGGUCGCGAAACGUCCCCCACGGCGGAGAGCGAUGAGAGGCUACUGUAUUCACAGACUACACCGUACGCACUCAUGCACUUCAGUGGUGGAUAAGAUCGCCACGUCCAUUGGUUCACCUUGAAACUCUGUGGUCUGGAGGCAAAAUUAUACCCCAGAUUCGUCAUUGACAUAAAUAUGCUGUGUCAUACUAGAGAUGAUACAUUUAUUGUGCGACCUUCGGCAGAACUCUAGAUCAAAAAGCAAAUAUGGGCACGACUCAAUGUAACUGAUAUGCAUAUAAAAGGCAUUCAUAGAUUGCACGGCAGCCGGCUUGACUUGCUGUUGCCUUAAUCGGUGAUAGAUAUUAUUAUGUGAUGAAGCAGACAUUUACAAUAAAUGUUAUCCUUUAUGGGACUUCAGAUAAAAAAAAGCAUGUAUGCGAUGAUACACGGCACACAAAACUUGCAUCUACCUCAUAUUGUGCGAUAAUGUUCAAGGAACAGGCCACUUCCGUCCUCUUUGGAAGACUUUCUUGCUUUCCUUCAUAAAUGCGUUAAAAACUAAGUAUUCUCAUCUUUUUUGAAGUAUUUCAAUGUAUGUAGGACACAGUUUGUGGCUUCAUCAUACACUGUAAAAAGCUAAGCAAAUAAUGGAAGCCAGCUACCUUAGCGCUGCUUACCAUUAAAUAUCAAUGAAUAAAAGCUAUUCAUUGAACAGGUUCAGGGCUCGAACUAAUUUUCGGACGGUGGCCGGACACGAUGACCGACCAAAGAAAUUUUUGCUCCACCCUGAAGUCUCGUUUGUGACCGGUCAAAAUAUUGGGAAGAAAAGUUAACUAAUCCUUGUGUAAGUUUCUAUUUGUAUUUUUAGAAAGAGACAAAAAUCUAAGAUUUACAGCUGAGGAUGGUUUGUUCAAGAAUGAGAGUAUGAAAUACCCGUCAACAUGACCGGCGAGUGAAGUUUUUGGCUAGUCACGUUGCCAUUCUGGCCGGAGCUUGUCCGUUGAGCGACCGUUAUUUCCUGUUUUGUGUGUUUCUUGUACAUGUACUCUGCGUUUACUUUUUACCGCCUUUUCAUUUUGUCGCAGGUGCAACAAAUACAGAGAUAACAUCAAAUGACGUCACUUUUGUCCAACUGGAUUCUUGCAUUUUAGACAGAAUUAAACAAGAACCGAUAGACUGCGAUGAAGAACCAAAUCUUUCACCCGUCUUUUUUCAGCCGCAAGUUAAUGAAAAUUCCAUUUCGGAAAUGCCUUCCAAACAUGCAACGAACGAGGCACACGUCGUGAAAGUAACAAAACAAGGCGAUACUGGGAGCGCCAGUCAAGCCACAGCUAACGAGUUACUGAGUAAAGAACCUCAAGUUGAAAGUGGUCAAGAUAACAUAAAUCAAGCACUCAACUGCUCUAGAGACAAACCAUCUGAGAUAGCUGUUACAGGUGUGCGUAGAAGUUCACGUCAACGUGUUCCAGCAAGGAGACUGUCAACUGGUUACGAAAAGACAGAACCCAACAACCAGCAAAAACAGAGUAUAACUGCACGCAUGCAUCCAGGGAGUAUCUCAGUAAAGAAUGCUUCUUACCAUGGGGCAAGCAACAGCACUAAUUCACGCUCGCUUCGCCCAUCCUCUGACAAACACGAAAAAGCUGUACGAAAAACUCAUGAGAGUCAAACCUCUUCAGUUCAAAUUAUUUCAGAGAGGAUGCAGGCAUUUAGAGACGUGGAUAGGCAAGGUUCAAGCAGUGCUAACGCACCGGAUUUGCCAGACUUGGCACCGAGGAGAAACGAUAUUGAAGACACGAGAACUCGAUUAGUGAUACGAGACUCAAAUGAUGUGUUCAGACGACGAUUUCGAAAGGUAAAGAAUUAAAGAACGCUGUGAGAUAUAUGUCAGGCAGUUAGCUCAAGAAACCUUUGGAUAGCAUAAUGAUUAACAAUGUAGGUGAGUGAACUCCCCGUGCUAGACCGUUAUUGGGUCCUCCGAGUGUUGGCCAAGCCUGGAGUACUCUCAGUAUUUUUCUAAUCUUGGUACGAGUCUCUACUGUUUAUCAGUGGCGGAUCCUGGGGACGGGUCCGGGGUUCGGACCCCCAUCAGACCUGACGCUUGUUUGAGGCUAAAAUUCUUACAUCGACGGGAUCGUAUAUCACUUUUUAACUGGCUGAUUUUUUUAAUGAAACGCGCGUUGCGUUUUGCCACUAAACUAAAUUGCAGGGAUAUUCAAGUGGUAAUUGUUUUAGGGUACCUUCCUAUGAUAUGUUCGCCUCUGCUUCCACAGCAGUAUUUCCAGCACCAACAGCGACCGGCGUUCACAGAUUGAGAAACAUGUGGUCGUCUCUGCUUUCUCAACUUGUCGACAAUGGUUGCGACAAUUCGGCCGAUAGCCUCUUUCUAUCAACCAGUCAAAUCCAGGUGAAAUUUAAACUGAUGAAACAGUUAACGGGGAAGAAGCUGAAGCCAUAGAAUGUGACAGCGGUAAUUUGGGUGGAGUGGGGGUGGGGGGUUGGCGAGAAGUAAUUUCCCAGAAAAAAUAAAUCAACGGUCCUUUCUGAACCAAAGUUUGGACCCCCCCAACCCCUCCUCAAUGCAUGUCCUCCAACGAUUGUAAGAACUAAGCAUCGUGAGUCAUCGUUUCGUCUCAUGCUGAGCAGCCUGGCGCUUUCACGGGACAGGUAUUUCCGUCUCUAGUUUCCGCACAAUUUUGACUUUCUGGCCUAAUUUCCCCAAUUAAUCCGGACGACCUUCGUAGGUUUCAAAUGAAUGAUCAGUAGCUUAACAUACUGCCAACAUUUCAUUGGUGAUUCGGAAAAUAAUUUUCGGUGUUUCUUGUAUUUUAGGCAUUGAAGGACUUGGUGGCAAAGCGGAUGUUAAAGUUUCAACAGACAUCUAUGUACAACGAAACUGUGUCAGCUUUAAAAAAGAAGGUGGUAAAUCUCGAAAGAAGAAAUCGAGAGUUGGAGGAAAAGGCUGACAGACUGCAGGGGUUUAUAACGAAUCUUCAAAACGAGGUAGAUCUCUUAUAAGUUAUGAAUUACGGUUGAUAAAAUAACCUUGUGAACUCCUUGUGCAGAACUGCUGUUAAACGAAAGUAAAUUUGUAAAAUAUAUUUUAAACUGCUAGUUUCGAUCGGAAGAUCUCAACUGAAGGGAACAUAUUCGCGAAUGAGCUGCGUGUAGUAAGCGUAUUCUUUAGUUAUUUAUUUUUCUAUUGUCCUCUGUCACUACGAACAAUUUAAUUAUUUCAGAUACAAACCUUGCAUAAAGGUAUUAUUUUUCAGAUACGGCAUUUUUUUAGAAAUAAAACCGAAAGGUUUGCUUAGUGAUCGAAUAUGUCUUAAUCCUCCUUAAACAAAUUAGGAUUACGUAUUUAACGCCUAAUGUUGUUUCUGUGCAUUACUUAGUUCGAAUCUACAUGUUAAUUUAGAUGUUAUUAUCUGGUAAGAUAUAACAGCAUUCUUCUUGGACCAUUUUUUUAGAACGAGGAAGAAAGAACGCAGACUGUAUCCCGAGGAACUCAAGUCUCAAUGGGAAUGGUAAGUUAAGACUAUUUUUGUGAAUUUUGUUUGUAUUUAUUGAAUGACUUUGGGUUGGCGAUUACGGCUAUGGGUAAUCUUCUCGGUAAACCGUCGGAAAACGCCGUAUCUUUCAGGUCUUUGGCGAGCUUCCUAUCCUUUUAGCCAAGUCAUUUAUUCCAUUUGAACACUGUAUUACGAACAGACCGUAAACAGAAACUAAAUUGACCCCAUGGUUUAACUUUACCCCUGUUAGGCAAUUGACAAAAUGGUGGCUAAUUUCUCCCUAUAGGUGUCUUUGUAAUCCUCUCUCAACCUUUAGUUUUGUGAAAGUAACAAGGAAAAAGCAUCUUAUGCUGCACUCUGUAUGAAAGAGGUUUUUGACUUUUUUAAAAGAAAUGAAUGGACAGAAACUUCUCUAGAGGAAGAUAAUCUGGAGAAAAAUCUAUAUCUGCAAUAGUGCGUCUAUUAAUUUGGUGCUCUUUCCUUUGUUUACCACGUAACACUUUUGUAGAUACUCAGCCGGGCUGCGGUUGCAAGUAGCCAGGCAGAGACACGUGUUCCAGUUUCCACAGACGGACAGACCACGCUGUACAGUUCCCCGGAUGGACCAGUGAUUGUCAGUGUCUGUGGACAACAGGUAAACAGUGCACCGCCGGGUGCUGGGUCCUCUCAAACCAAUAAAGGGUGCAAUUUCACUCCUCAUGAGGCAGUAUCAGUAUCCGUUGCAAUGCGUUCAGUUCAGGACAAUUACCCAUACCCUCAAAUCCUGAAUGUCUGCUCUGUUAUUAGCUCUGAGUCACAGUCGGUUCUUCAUCAUGCACCUCAACAAUUUUCUAGUAAGGAUUCGUUUGUCCUUCCGGAGCAUCGGCUUAUGGAUAGUAGGUCAGGCCAUAGGUCAGGCUGUAAUGGAAACGAGGCCACUCAUAUGAGAGCUUCAAAUGUCCCCAUGCCCAAACCCGGAGCCGCUUUAAAUUUGCCGGCGAAUACUUCUGGGACAGGAAGACAACAGAGGCUUGCUUCAAGUUACACACCUUUUCUUGCAAAUCAAAAAGAGGCUCAGUCAGUUCAUCGCAUCGCCACUGUUCACCCUCAGCAAAUAUUUCCUGCCCCAGACACUACACUACACACUGUUUCCCAGCAAAACGCCCACAUGACACAAAUUCAACAAAAUGCGCUGCUGCCUACUAAUCAGGGGGAAGCAAAAGCUGAUCCAGCACGGCCUGAUUCAUUCAGUAAAAGCCGAGAUAUUAGAAGUGUCGCAAGCCUUGCUCCUCAAGGCCAGCAAGCUGUGGCCGAUGCAAAGAACGAUCAUCCUAAAGGAUGCGACAAACGGCUGAGGAACAUCCCAUCUACAAAGUGUCCUCCUUCUGGUUAUCGUAUUAGAGAAUUUCACGAACUCCUUCCGCAUUCGUACCCUAAUGUAAGACGCUAUCAUUGGGAAGAAACGUCUUUUUAUAGAGCUACAUCCUGUUUACGUGGGGAAACUGCUCUAGCUAGCAAGCAACAGACCAGUCAGAUCGAAAGGCCAUUGCGUGAAUGCGUUUGUUGCCCUCCUGAUACCAGUCAGCAAAACACAAGACAAGGGCAAGCUAACGUAUUUCAACCGCAUGUGCAACAACAGGAAAGGCCAGAUUUACCUAGGGUAAAUGCGCAAAGAGUUGGGACAAACGCGCAUUUUUCUCUCCAGCCUCAAUCAUCGCAGCAAGGACUACCAACCACAUCCCAUUCAAACAAUUCUCAGCUCAGUCGUUUUUCAGGACCAACUGCUGAAGGUUUGGGUAGACCAAGCCACCUUUCUUCUGCCACCAUACCGGUUGCUCCGUUAAGUGCCCAGAACGGGCUACCGAUUCAGUUACAAGAAGCACCAAACGGGUCGUCUCAAACAUACUCGCGUUCACUGCCAACGCAUCCGGAAAAGCAUCUUCACUCAAAUCAUCCGCGGUUCCCCUUUCAUCGACAGGAACAUGCAAUGCCAUCUGGUAGUCCACAUACGGAGGCUUAUUGGCAGGUAAGAGGGAACGAAAAACAACUAUAUCAUGGUGCCAACAUGCAGAUAGUGCCUGGAGGAGGUGAUGGUAAUUUAAGAAAUUAUUACUUACACAGCCAGCGACAGCAACCACAGCAGCAAAACGUGGCACAGUUACAUUUACAACAACAACACCUACAUCAAAAAGAACACGAGACACAGCAGCUACAGCAACACCAUCAACAACAAGGACCACAACAGCAACAACUUACCUUAAAACAACUGCAACAACAACAAAAACAACGUUUUUUGAUAAAGCAACAGCUACAAUGGCGCCAACAGCAACAUCAACCCCAACAUCGACCACAACAACCAGUUGAACAACGCCACUGCUACCACCAAAAACAGCCAUAUCGACAGCAGCAACAACACCAGCUAAUGAAACGGCAAGAGCAACAGUGGCAACAACGACAACCACAAAGUUCUCAGCAGCAGGUACGAGUAAAUCGUUAUCAACUUCAGCAUGAGGAACAAAACCAGCACCAGCAACAACAACAACAGCAACCGCCACCUUCAUGGUUGGUGCAUUACCAGCAGAGAGCAGAAUAUCUACAACCCCCAACCUCUUCUUAUCAGGUGGCACAAACCAGAGUAUGCUCUCAUUCACCGCCAACUACCAAACCACAAUGGCAGCAGGGUUUUCAUUUAUCCGUACCCCCUGCACCUUCUCAAGGAACGUCCAUUCCUAGGAAAUCAUUUUGCUCUACAAGUAGUAAUGGAUCAGCAGUGGUUCAAGUUGGCUCUCAGGCAUCAUUGACGCAAACAGAAAAUGCCCGUACGGGAUCGGAUUUGUCUUGGCAAGGAGCAAGAGAUAUGACUGGUAUCCAGAAUGGAAAUGGCAUAAAUAUUGGACCAAACCAGAGCAACUUGGCGACUCCAGUUCAAACAUCGCACCAGCAGGUCGGGGUUUCUGGCAAAAACGUUACCGAGUUUUCAGCAAAUGCACCACACACUUUGCAGGCGGUGGUUUGUCAAGCAGGAAACAUCAGUAGUCAACCCCCGCCUGACGAUACCACGUGUGGAAGCAUUACAGCAGUACCUUAUGCAAAUAUUCCAUGUAGUUCAUCCGCGGGCUCGACGUUAAAGGCAUCUACCGUAUAUUCUGUGAGCGGUCCUUCAAGGCCUUCAUCUUCACUGGAUGAAACAAAUAGUCGACCUAUUGUCAGCUCUGUUUGUCGUGAACGGCAGGAAAAUCGUACUUUUGUCAUGCCCAGAUCCCAUUCAGGUGGAUCGGUACCAGCCAAAACGUCACUGUUAGAAAGUGAGGGGGAAGUUGAUUUGUCAAUUAACAGUAGAGUGACUAAGAAAGACCUUAUGUUGAAUAGACCUAUUUUUCAGAGUAUUGAAGACACCCCUCCACCUUUACCUGCAGAAUCCGAGCGAAAAAGUCCAUUUACUGACAUAAACAGUACGGGCCAUUCAGAAACCAAACCCGUCGCAGAUGAAGGGAAAGAACUCUUUGAAACAUGCUCUGUUGAACCAAGUAGAGAGUCUGAGCCAUGUUCUGUUACCGAAAAAGAGCUUCAGACAGAUCUCGAUACACCUGGGCGACAACCAAACCGACAGGGUAAACCCUCUCAGUCCCAAAUGCUCGAGGCACCUUGUUUGAUUAAGCCUAUUCUUACUGUCCAGGAAAGUGAUAACGGUAUUGUUUUAUCGUGGGAUUUACAAAAUAGAGAAAAUGAAUCCAAGGUGAAAAAGUAUGAGUUGUUUGCUAUGUCAUCUUCUACUGAAACUACUUCGUCGAACUGCUGGGACCUUCUUGGUCUUGUAGACGCUCUUGAUCUUCCAAUGGCGUGUACCUUAAAUCAGUUUUUGCCCGGCGCUUCUUAUUCCUUUACCGUUCGUGCUCUUACAGCAGAUGAUCGCUGUGGAAUGUUUAGUGAUCCUUGUUCGGUUACAUUUAAUGGAUCACUACUGACAGUGACUGAGAAAAAGUAGUGGUCUACGGUAUUUUACGUUAUUUUUUAGGCCUAGAGCGUAUUUCCAGAUAUUAUCUUGCUGUACGUGUGGAGGAGAAAAAAAAUAUUUCAGCGGCUGUUCUCGUAAUAUUACCAAUUACAGUAGAGCGCAGCUGUUUAAAAGUUGCGG